Messenger RNA from Pelobates cultripes (western spadefoot toad), 429 nucleotides. NCBI's taxonomy places the organism in Eukaryota, Metazoa, Chordata, Amphibia, Anura, Pelobatidae. The record is from the annotation of a GenBank genome assembly.
AUGCUCUCUGCGACCGGCACCAAGGGGCAUCCUUCCCCCUUUAUAUUACUAUACCAGUGUGGGAACUGUGUGGUUGGCACACCACCUAGUAGGCAUACCCCGAUUGUGCACACAGGGGAAGCCCGACAACACAACCUAUCACGGUCACUGACCCAUGUCCUCUCCUCCAUAGAUAUCUACCUAUAUGAGGAUGAGCGACACACCACCGCCAACCCAGGUCUUUCAGUCCAUGAUCAACGCCACAGUGGCGGCCUCGGUGGAAAAGCCUUGUCAAAAAUGCUCACCCAACCUCCUCCUGAGGUAUGCCUGCUUAACGCAGGCUUGUCCCCGAUGCUGGAUGAGGACGCAAAGGGUUCAGAGAGGCCCACCAUGGAACUUUUUUUGGCUUAUAUAAAAAGAGGAAAAGCGUACAAUUAUAUCUCUAGGUAG